Messenger RNA from Solea senegalensis (Senegalese sole), 3100 nucleotides. It is a transcript of the gene cdh15, whose product is annotated as cadherin 15, type 1, M-cadherin (myotubule). Gene Ontology annotation, cellular component: adherens junction; catenin complex; plasma membrane. The record is from RefSeq and is a predicted model, not a curated record. The coding region runs from base 217 to 2625 and encodes 802 amino acids. Gene Ontology annotation, biological process: homophilic cell-cell adhesion; calcium-dependent cell-cell adhesion; cell-cell junction assembly. Gene Ontology annotation, molecular function: calcium ion binding; cadherin binding. Lineage: Eukaryota; Metazoa; Chordata; Actinopteri; Pleuronectiformes; Soleidae. The transcript is spliced from 14 exons.
AGCUGUGAGGGACAGACGCUCGGAGAGGGAAGCAGGGAGAGAAGAGACAGCAAGAGGAUAGAGAGAAGUGGGGAAAGAGAGAGAGAGAGAGAGAGAGAGAGAGAGAGAGAGUGUAAGGUUGAAGAGUUUGGACCUUUUUGCUCUGUGGGGUCACUCAGGAGCUCAGAUCUUAGUAGAGGAGAUCCCUGGUUCAUCAUCUGAGUGCAGGUACUGAGGAUGACAGCAAACAUGUUGAUGGUGUUUGUGCUGGGUGCACUGCUUUGUCAGGUGUGGAGCUCUGUUGAACCUCCUCACAACGAGGAGGAGCUGCAUCCUCAGGUCCGCUACCCCUGGAGAAACCAAGGCGUGGGAGUGGUCAGAGUGAAGAGGGAUUGGAUCAUCCCUCCAAUCAGAGUGCUGGAGAACAGCAAGCAGGUUCCUGAAAACCUUGUCCAGAUCAAAUCGGACAAAAUCUUCACAGGUGAGGUGAUCUACAAGCUGGAGGGACCGGGCGUUGACCAGGAGCCCAAGAAUCUCUUUGAGAUAGAUGACAAAACAGGAGUGAUCAGGAGCAAGCGGCCACUGGACCGGGAGAAAUACAACAGCUUCACCCUUAAAGCUUUUGCGCUGUCGCCCAGUGGAGAGAGACUGGAGAAUCCCACCACCAUAGAGAUCAUGGUGCUGGAUCAGAAUGACAACAGACCCGCCUUCACCCAGAGCCAAUUUGUUGGAACUGUCUCCGAGUUCUCAGUCCCAGGCACGUCCGUGAUGUCAGUUUCAGCCGCUGAUGCAGACGACCCGAUGACGGAAAACGCUGCUCUGAGCUACUCCAUCAUCAGCCAGGAGAGUAUCCCUGCGAACGCUGUCACCAAGACUAUGUUUGGUAUUAACAACGAGACAGGAGCCAUAUAUACGCGAGAUGUGGGCCUGGAUAGAGAGGUGGUGAAAAGUUUCCGAUUGAAACUGCAGGUGGCUGAUAUGACGGGCAUGGGAUUAACAAGUGAAGGUGUCGCGAUCAUCCACGUCACUGACAUCAACAACCAUGCUCCACGGUUUAACCCCACCUCUUACAGUAUGACUGCAGUGGAGAACAGGCACGACUAUGAGAUCGGCCGGGUGAACGCGAGCGACAGAGACGACCGUGGAACGGGAAACUGGGAGGCCAGAUACUUCAUUUCCAACGACCCUGAGGGAAACUUUGCCAUCGCUACAGACCCUGAAACCAACCAGGGCGUCCUGUCAGUGGUGAAGCCCCUGGAUUUUGAGGCCCACAGUAAAUACGUCCUGAUUCUAACGGUGAGAAACCUCAACGCUCUGAGCAACAAGGCUCCAAACCUCCCAGCGAGCACGGCCUCGGUGGCGAUCACCGUCGUGAACGAGAACGAAGCUCCACAUUUCAGGGAGAACCCCGUACAGAUUGUGGUCCCUGAGUCUGUGGCUCCUGGUACGCUGCUGAAGAGCAACAUUGCCUUUGACCCUGAUCAUUCUGACCUGAGAUAUGAGAUUAUCAGAGAUCCAGAGAGAUGGCUGCACAUCGACAGCAAUACAGGGGACAUUUCAGCCAAGAGAAGCUUUAACAUGAGAUCUCCACAUGUUAAAAACCACGUCUACAGUGCUGUCGUGAAGGUUACAGAUUCUGGAGGCGUGUCGACCACGGCGACCGUCGCCGUCACACUGAAGGAGACCAACGACUUCCCCCCUCAGCUGUUCCCUCGCAGCGGCUCUGUGUGCAGGACCGCAGACCGGGUGGAGUCCGGUCUGAUCGUGACUGCAGUGGAUGAAGACUUUCCUCCACACGCCGCACCCUUUUACUUUGACACGGCGGAUUACGUGUCCGUCAACUGGACUGUUGUUCCAAUCAAUGGUACUCACGCCGUGCUCCGGCCCCUCAUAGAGCUGGAGGAGGGAGAGUAUGUGGUCACGAUGCUGGUGUCAGACUCUGGCAGCCCAGUCCUGAGCGCUUAUGCUCAGGUCAAUGUCACCGUGUGUGCCUGCGACUCCUACGGAGACUGCAGGUCUGAGGCUGGCGCCGUCUUAGGCUCCAGUGUGGGAAUCAGCUUCAUCGCACUCAUGGUCAUCACGGCCAGUGUUGUACUCCUGCUGGUGCUGCUCCUCCUGGCUGUGGCGGUGACCACCUGCGGGAGACGGCACCACAUCAAGAAAAGAACAGGUCUCCUCAUCGGGGAGUCGGAAGACGACAUCCGCGACAACGUCAUCAACUAUGACGAGCAGGGAGGGGGUGAGGAGGAUGAGAACGCCUUUAACAUCGAUAUGCUGUGGAAUCCCCUCGACACGCCUUCAACCCCGGGUUCCUACUGCCCAGUGUCGCGUGUUCCUCGGGGCAAGCAGCCGCUGAGGAGGGACGCGCCGCAGAACCUGCCCUCGCCCAUUUACCCCAGGAGGCCUCCUGCAGAUCCCACUGACAUCGAGGACUACAUCAACGACGGCCUCGAGGCAGCAGACAACGACCCUAACGUGCCGCCGUACGACACCGCGCUGAUCUAUGACUACGAGGGAGAGGGUUCUCUGGCAGGAAGCCUCAGCUCCAUCGCCUCCAGCAGCUCCGACGGAGACCAGGACUACGACUACCUCAACAACUGGGGACCACGCUUUCAGAAACUGGCCAACAUGUAUGACCCACGCUGAGGAGCACGGAAGACGAAAUGUGGAAGCGACUGGUUUGUUGUGAUGUUUUCGAGGUUCAGCUCAGGAAAAGUAAAUAAAUAAGAAUGUAUAAAAUAAUGUGCUGACGUAAUCGGCCACAAGGAGGAGCUGUGCAUGUUAUGUGUGUCCACGUGGUUUUGUUUAUCCUCAGACUCUGAAAAUAAGCCUGAAAUAUGAAGAAAAAAAAGCAGCAUUUUAAAUGUAUUUCUUUUUUUUUAUACAAGUGAUUGUUUUAUAAGAUGAUUUUUGCUGGUUUUGUUUUUUCUUUUGAUCAAAAAAUCCUCCAUUCCAGCAUCUGUGGAAUGUUUCAUGAGUCAUCUACACAAUAUUCUGUAGCCAGUUGUUGUUUGGAGGUUAAACAAUUGAAUGUUUUUUAUUAUUACUGUUAUUAUUAUUUGUAUUGUUGAUUGAAUUUUGAUUUAUCUGGCGUCUGCAGAAUAAAUGUAAAUCUCCACUG